AUGGCCGACGAAAAGCGGCCAUCAAUCAUCGACACACGGCACUAUCCCGAUAAUCUCGCGGUCUCGAGCAGUGAUAACGACGAAAGGAAGACGCCGCAACGGGACGGUCGCACAGCAUUCUUCCAAAGCUUCCCGCGCAGUCUAGGCCAGCGGCCAUUGAUCGACUAUGUGAAGAACACCUGGGGUUCUUCUCGCUCGCGGCCGCGUGCCAAUUCGGCUUCCUCGUCACGGUCAUCGUCUGGGAAACCCUUGCGAUUUUUCCUUUCAAUGAUAUCGGCUCCCAAGUUCCGACGGUAUGUUCUCGUCUAUAUCGCCCUUGUCGCGUCCUUUUACAUCGGAUGGUCUUCGUUUUUGCAACCAAUCCUCGAAGAAAGGGCAGGGCUAGUCAGAGCCCUGGACCUCGAAACAAUGAAGCAAGUCGGCGGUUGGUUUGGGACAAACACGCGACCCGUUUUCGCCGACAUUGUGCCCAUAAGAAGUCUUGACCCAGUGCUGGUACCAGCGUCGAAAGAAGGAGACUCAGGUGACGUUCAGCAGCGAAGACUCGUCUUUGUUGGCGACGUUCACGGAUGCAAAGACGAACUGGAACGCCUUUUGAAAGAGGUGUCUUUCGACGCCGAAGCUGGAGACCACCUUGUCUUUACUGGCGACAUGAUCCACAAAGGACCCGACAGCGUCGGUGUCGUAGAACUCGCGCGCGGAUUAAAAGCUUCCUGCGUACGUGGAAACCAUGAGGAUCGCAUUCUCCUUUUGCGGUCCCAAAUGAAAGUCGACGGCACUUUCAGUCACCCUGAAAAUGAUUUCAAUCCAAAUGACGCCUCUCAGCGCAAAGUCGCCAGAGAACUGAGCGACGAGCAGGCUUCUUGGCUGCAGGACUGCCCAGUUAUUCUCAAAGUCGGGCAGGUCGGCGGCAUAGGCGAUGUCCUCGUCGUUCACGGUGGAGUGGUCCCGGGCGUUGGCCUUGAGCGACAGGAUCUGUCGAGUGUCAUGACCAUGCGGACCAUCGACUUGGACACUCAUGUUCCGAGUGCAAGCAAAAAGGACGGCGUGCCGUGGUUCAAACUGUACAAUAAGUACCAGGAACUGUUGUCCCAACACAUUGAGAAUUCAGUAGACGGACUCUACGGUUCUCUGUCUGGCACGACAACCGUUAUAUACGGCCAUGACGCGGUCAAAUCUUUGAACAUACAAAAGUACACCAAAGGACUUGACUCGGGGUGCGUCUACGGCCGCAAGCUGAGCGCGCUCGUCGUUGAGAAUGGUGGGAAGCAAGAAGUUGUACAAGUGAAGUGCAAGAAACACGCAAAAUCGUAA
Talaromyces rugulosus is the source of this 1314-nucleotide messenger RNA. RefSeq lists its product as uncharacterized. Gene Ontology annotation, biological process: polyphosphate catabolic process. Lineage: Eukaryota; Fungi; Ascomycota; Eurotiomycetes; Eurotiales; Trichocomaceae. Gene Ontology annotation, cellular component: cytoplasm. The record is from RefSeq and is a predicted model, not a curated record. Gene Ontology annotation, molecular function: phosphatase activity; endopolyphosphatase activity. The transcript is spliced from 3 exons. The coding region runs from base 1 to 1314 and encodes 437 amino acids.